Molecule: messenger RNA, 1813 nt
Organism: Rhododendron vialii
Lineage: Eukaryota; Viridiplantae; Streptophyta; Magnoliopsida; Ericales; Ericaceae
Product: receptor-like cytosolic serine/threonine-protein kinase RBK1
Exons: 8
Coding region: 242-1627 (461 amino acids)
Biological process (GO): protein phosphorylation
Molecular function (GO): ATP binding; protein kinase activity
Source: RefSeq, a predicted model, not a curated record
AGAGAAUCAUAGAUUCCAAUCACCACAAAGCUGGUAAUGCCCUGCUCUAUCAAAGGAAUAACUAACACGGGAUACAUUCCUUUUUCACUUCUCUCUCUCUCUCUCUCUCUCUCUCUCUCUCUCUCUAGACACCUGAGAAGAAAGGGGAGAGAUAUACGCCUGAAAUGUAUAUUGUCCAAUCCGGAACAACAAAUUAUCUGCAAUAAUUUGAGCAAAAUCCCACAAGCCCAUCACGAUAUUUAUGGAAGAAAGCAAAGAGAACCCAGAAACAGAAACCCCAAAAGAAAUGGAAAAGCAAGAGGAUAGCGAUGAGCAAUCAUCGCCUAGAGGCGUAUUGGAAAUACCAGUUUCGGGUUCAGACUCUGAUAAUAGUAGUACUAUCAGCAGCAGUUGGGGCACCGCGAAAUCGGCGUCAUAUAGAGCUAUAUUUAAAGAAAGCCAUGUGUUGCAUUGGAGGAACUUGAUUGAACACAUAAAGUGGAAAAAAUCGAUGAGGCGAUUUUCAGCGAUACCUCUGUUACUCGGGAACGAGAUUUCGAAGAGGAAUUCGAGAAGGAAGUUGAUCAGGAAUCACAGCGCGGAUGAUGAGAUUGAUUGUGGGGAUGUGGUGGUCGCGCCGAAACCAUCGUGGAGGAAUUUUACUCAUGCGGAGCUCUCGGCUGCCACUGAUGAUUUCAGCCCUGAGAGGUUGAUUGGGAAAGGUGGUCAUGCUGAAGUGUACAAAGGGACCUUACCCGAUGGCCAAAUCGUUGCGGUCAAGCGAAUAACUAAGAAAGAAAAGAAGGAUGAGAACAAUAGAGUUGGCGAUUUCUUGACCGAGCUGGGGAUCAUCGCUCACAUCAACCACCCAAACGCUGCGAAACUGAUCGGUUUCAGCUCGGAUGGCGGUCUCCACCUCGUCCUCCAGUUUUCCACCCACGGCAGCCUAGCUUCCGUUCUGCACGGUGCAAAUGAGAGUGUUUUAGAUUGGAAGAUAAGGUUUAGAGUUGCUAUUGGGGUAGCUGAAGGACUUGGCUAUCUGCAUUGCGAUUGCCAGAGACGCAUAAUCCACAGGGACAUAACAGCCUCAAACAUACUACUCACAGAAGACUAUGAGCCUCAGAUUUCUGAUUUUGGGCUAGCAAAAUGGCUACCGGAAAAAUGGGUUCACCAUGUUGUCCAUCCGAUCGAGGGGACUUUCGGAUAUAUGGCUCCCGAGUAUUUCAUGCAUGGUGUUGUGGAUGAGAAGACUGAUGUGUUUGCAUUUGGGGUUUUGUUGUUGGAACUUAUAACCGGCCGGCGUGCUGUUGAUUCAUCUCGACAAAGCCUUGUGAUGUGGGCAAAACCUCUAUUGGAGAUGAACAACGUCAAGGACAUUGCGGAUCCCCGCUUGGGAGACGCUUACGACAUGGGGGAAAUGAAACGAGCCAUGUUGACAGCGUUGUCGUGCCUCCACCACUUACCAAACAUGCGUCCAAACAUGAUCCGGGUUGUGCAGCUAUUGAGAGGAGAGGGGGGACAAGUAGAGUUGAAGCAGAAGACAAUGGGAGGGAGAACAAUCAUAUUGGAUGCUUGUGAUUUGGAAGACUAUACAAAUACAACUUACCUCAAUGAUCUCAACCGCCACAUGCAACUUGUUUUGGAGUGACAAAAAUAGGGUUUCCCCCAUUUGUUACUUCUGCUGCUGUUGAUAGCUUUCUGUUGCUAUUUACAGUGGAGAAGUUUUUCUUUCUUUGAAAGAAAAAUAAAAAGAAGGGGGGUGCGGAAGUUGAGAAUGGGUGUAGCCUGAGUAGGGCUUUUGGUGAAAAUGGAAGUGAUAUUUUUCACCGACAAA